Echinops telfairi (small Madagascar hedgehog) is the source of this 2059-nucleotide messenger RNA. RefSeq names its product ankyrin repeat domain 42 (gene ANKRD42). The record is from RefSeq and is a predicted model, not a curated record. Lineage: Eukaryota; Metazoa; Chordata; Mammalia; Afrosoricida; Tenrecidae. The transcript has 12 exons. Bases 438 to 1985 code for a protein of 515 amino acids. Gene Ontology annotation, molecular function: protein binding.
GACCACCCCUGCAGGCCGGAGCGGUGAGAGGAAGUGAAGCCUUGGGCCACCCACCAAGUGCCUCUGAGAGAGAACUAGAGCGAGUGGCCAUCUCACGGGAAAGAGAAGGCCACCGAGGCUCCCGUGGCAGCGGAAAGAGUGGAUGAGGUCCGCGGCCAUCACUUCGGCGGUUCUUUGAAGACCGGAGUCCGCAGCCAGCGACGCCGGGAGUCAGUCUCUGAGGGCAGCAAGGGACUACGUGGCGGCCCCCACUGUGCGGCCAGCGACACUCUGGUGACACUUGCCACCUCAGUGAUUUCUGGGAGAAAGGGAAGACAAAAAUUCCCUCCACGUGGGCCUCCAAGAGAGGACUCCGCUGCAGCGGGUGGGAGCGAGUGAAGAUCGCUACGGCAGCAAGGGCCCGAAUUCAACCCGCCCCAGUUCCAGGAGGUUGCACCAUGCCCGGGGUCUCCGCUCCGAUGGCCGCAAACCCCACAGAUGUCAGGAAGAAAGUUCAUCUGGGAAGCAUUCAUGAUGCAGUGCGGGCAGGAGAUGUAAAGCAGCUCUCGGAAAGAGUGGAACACGGAGCCAGCAUUAAUGAAGUGGAUGCUCUCCAUAAGUUUAGCCCUUUACAUUGGGCAGCACAUUCUGGAAGCUUGGAGUGUCUUCAUUGGCUGCUCUGGCAUGGAGCUGAUAUCACACAAGUAACUAAGAGAGGCUGGACAGCAGCUCACAUAGCUGCAAUCAGGGGUCAGGAUGCUUGCAUUCAGGCUCUUAUAGUGAAUGGAGCAAAUCUGUCAGCACAGGAUGAUCGUGGAUGCAAUCCUUUACAUCUUGCUGCUGCUCAUGGACAUUCUUUCUCUUUACAGAUAAUGCUCCGAAGUGGAGUGGAUCCCAGAGUGACUGAUAAGAGAGAAUGGAGACCUGUGCAUUAUGCAGCUUUUCAUGGGAGGCUUGGCUGUUUGCAACUUCUUGUUAAAUGGGGAUGUGGCAUAGAAGAUGUGGAUUACAAUGGAAACCUUCCAGUUCACUUAACAGCCAUGGAAGGCCACCUUCACUGUUUCAAAUUCCUACUCAGUCGAAUGAGCAAUGUAACACAAGCAUUAAAAGCCUUCAAUGAUAAUGGAGAAAAUGUAUUGGACCUGGCCCAGAGAUUCUAUAAAGAGAACAUCUUACAGUUUAUCCAGGGGGCUGAAUAUGAAGAAUAUGCUCCAGAAGAUCAGGAAACUUUAGCAUUUCCAGGCCAUGUGGCUACCUAUAACGGUGAUUUGGAAACACUUAAGAAAUUAAUAGAAGAUGGAGUAAUAAAUAUUAAUGAGCGGGACCAUAAUGGAUCUACUCUCAUGCAUAAAGCUGCUGGACAAGGACACAUAGAAUGUUUGCAGUGGUUAAUUGAAAUGGGAGCUGACAGCAAUAUCACCGACAAAGCUGGGGAAAAACCUGGUGAUGUGGCUAAGCGGUUUGCCCACUUGGCAGCGGUAAAGCUACUAGAGGGGUUACAGCACUAUGACAUCGAUCAUGAAAGUGAAUUUGAUGAAAACAAUAUGAAUUUUUUUAUGAGACAUGGUGUUGAGGGAAGCACUGAUGCCAAGGAUGAUUUAUGUCAGAGUGAGUCAGAUAAAGCAGACGCCCGAAUGAGAGCUCACAAGAAAAUUGUAGAAUUGAGACACCUCCUGGAAAUUGCUGAGAGCAACUAUAAACUCUUGGGAGGAAUAACAGAAGAAGAGCUAAAGCAGAAGAAAGAAAAGCUGGAGUCUGAAAAGACCAUCGAAGAGCUCCAGGACCAGCUGGACUAUGAACGACUGCGCAGAGAAAGAUUAGAAUGUCAGCUGGAUGCCUGUCGAGCAGAGGUGGAUCAGCUCAGGGAGAUGCUGGAGAAAAACCGGGUCCCCACCUUUGUGGUGUCUCCACCUAUGGAAGAUGACUCUUCUUGUGACUCCGGCAAAGAGAAGAGGGCAGUGAAGAAAAAGGAGCCUUCUAGGGGAGUGUUUGUGAGAAGGUACUGAAGGGGGAGAUUACUUUCAGUAAACAUCUUUGAUGUUUCUCCUGCAUUUUAAAAAUAAAUAGAAAUGUAAAUCUA